This is a messenger RNA of Lachancea meyersii CBS 8951, 339 nucleotides long. NCBI's taxonomy places the organism in Eukaryota, Fungi, Ascomycota, Saccharomycetes, Saccharomycetales, Saccharomycetaceae. The record is from the annotation of a GenBank genome assembly.
AUGUUUCUUCAAGCUUUGAAGGUUGCUGUUCCAAGAACUACCCGUUCUUUUGCCUCAACUCGUGUUACUGCCAAUGCUAUCCAAGAUCUGUACCUAAGAGAGAUCAAGAACGUCAAACUGCAGCCACUGAGUGCCAAGGACGCUGAGGCGAACGUCAAGCCAUGGAGCGCCCCAAAGGCUCCCCAGGUGCCUGAUUUGGAGGGCCAGGGCCCAGAGGCUUUGAAGGCGUACGCUGAAGAAGACGUGCAAGUCUCCAAAACCAAGGAAGAGUCUGCUGCCGAAUCUGAGGAGCAAGACUGGUUGGUUCUAGAGGAGAUCGAGGAGGAGACCCAUCAUUGA